This is a messenger RNA of Rhinolophus ferrumequinum (greater horseshoe bat), 1405 nucleotides long. It is a transcript of the gene RDH8, whose product is annotated as retinol dehydrogenase 8. Gene Ontology annotation, molecular function: estradiol 17-beta-dehydrogenase [NAD(P)+] activity. Gene Ontology annotation, biological process: estrogen biosynthetic process. The transcript has 6 exons. The coding region runs from base 10 to 954 and encodes 314 amino acids. Gene Ontology annotation, cellular component: cytoplasm. NCBI's taxonomy places the organism in Eukaryota, Metazoa, Chordata, Mammalia, Chiroptera, Rhinolophidae. The record is from RefSeq and is a predicted model, not a curated record.
AGGAUCAACAUGGCCGACUGUCCCCGGACUGUACUGAUCUCAGGCUGCUCGUCAGGAAUUGGCCUGGAGCUCGCAGUGCAGCUGGCUCAGGACUCCAGGCAGCGCUACCAGGUGGUGGCCACCAUGAGAGACCUGGGAAAGAAGGGGACACUGGAGGCAGCUGCCGGAAAAGCUCUGGGUCAGACCCUCACUGUGGCCCAGAUGGACGUGUGCAGCGAUGAGUCAGUGGCUGAAUGUCUCAGCUGUAUCCAGGGAGGAGAAGUGGAUGUGCUGGUGAAUAAUGCUGGAGUGGGCCUGGUGGGGCCCCUGGAGGGGCUCAACCUAGCUACUAUGCAGAACGUCUUUGAUACCAACUUUUUUGGAGCUGUCCGUCUGGUCAAAGCUGUGCUUCCUGGAAUGAAGAGAAGGCAGCAGGGCCACAUUGUGGUGGUCAGCAGUGUCAUGGGGCUGCAGGGUGUUGUGUUCAAUGACGUCUAUGCAGCCUCCAAGUUUGCCCUGGAAGGAUUCUUCGAGAGUCUGGCCGUCCAGCUGCUCCAGUUCAACAUCUUCAUCUCCCUGGUGGAACCCGGCCCAGUGGCCACUGACUUUGAAGGAAAGCUCCUGGAGCAGGUUUCCACAGCCGAGUUCCCAGGCACUGACCCUGACACCCUGCACUACUUCCGGGAUCUCUACCUCCCAACUUCCAGGGAGCUCUUCCGCUCUGUGGGACAGAGCCCACAGGAUGUGGCCCAGGUUAUUGUCAAGAUCAUCAGCUCAACCAGACCACCCCUACGACAACAGACCAACUCCCGCUACUACCUGCUGACUGCGCUCAAAGCCGCCGACCCCUCUGGCCACCUGUAUGUGAGAAGCGCCCACCGCCUGCUCUUCCGCUGGCCGCGCCUCCUCAAUCUAGUCCUCCGUUGUCUGGCCUGUGGCUGCCUCCACACCUGUACCAGGGUACAGCCCCGGUGAGCCUUGCCCAAUCCUCCCCACCCCUGGACAGCCAGACCUCUUCAGUCCACACCCAUCUCAGAGGCCCUACAGACUAUUCAUUCAUUCAUCCAUCCAUUCAUUCAUUCAGCAAACUCUGCCUAAACUACUCUGUUCCUGAGCGAUGCUUAGCCUCCAGGCAUAGACUCCUCCCAAGUCAGGGCUGGGGCAGAGAGAGGGAACCUAGGACACUGGGCUGAGAAUCCAGAGCAAGUUGCCGGUGCUGUGUCUGGGAAAGCAAGGGAGGCUUCCUGGAGGAAGGUGCAUUGUCCAUGGACAUUGGAGGGUGAGACAGAUUGUCUGAUUCAACCUCAGGACUUCAUUAUCUUGUGCCUGGGAAUACAGGUAUGAUGCAAACGCCUCCAUCCCCCUCCCGCACAAGCAUAGAGCUGGGUUGACUAGGGGUCUCUGGACUUUUCUGGUCACACACUCA